This is a messenger RNA of Anopheles gambiae (African malaria mosquito), 4319 nucleotides long. Its product is annotated as DAZ-associated protein 2. Bases 419 to 1009 code for a protein of 196 amino acids. The transcript has 4 exons. Lineage: Eukaryota; Metazoa; Arthropoda; Insecta; Diptera; Culicidae. The record is from RefSeq and is a predicted model, not a curated record.
UUUUUUCUUCACCCUUUCCUGUCAAUCGUCCUGUCAACUUCGCCUUGCGGUGGGGAUGAGGCCACCUCUCAGUUUCGAUUCGCUCGGCCCGCAAUCGAUAUCCAGUUUCACAAGAAGCAACGCGAGUCGAACCAAACUUUGUAUUUAUUUUUAAUACAAGAAAGAAAAACGCUGUGCCCACAUUUAGCUAAACUGUGUUUAACCGAGUUGCAUUAGUGAUAAACGCUAGUUAACAGUAGCUUUUAGUAGCGAAAUUGGAAGCCUGCGAGCAAGGCAGCAAAGAAGCAAAGAGACAAACGCAACGCCUGUGCAGUGUGUUUGUGUGCGUGCGUGCGUGUGUGUGUGAGAGAGAGAAAGAGGAAAAGAAAUUUUUCCUCAUCUACUAACCAAAACAAACGCACAAGCACAAAUUGCAGUCAUGAACAACAAAGGAGUUAAUGGAUAUCCUACGUAUGACGCCGUACAGCAGGCCGCACAGCAGGCUGCAUAUCAGCAAUACAUGCAUAACAACCAGAUGCACGCACAUGCACAACUUCCGCCUUCGUACAACUCGGUGGUGACCAGUAUGACGCCAACCUACCCGCCAUAUCCGCCCGGAGUCGUGCCCCAGCCGUACUACGCCAACAGCUGGAGCGUGAACCCGUCCCCCCAGGCCCAGUUUGCCCCGCAGCCACCGCCGUACGCGAGUGCACCGGCGGCCGUUGCCGCCAUCCCGGCGCAGUCGAUGCAUCCGCAGAUGUACCAGUACCAGAUUGCGGCCGCUCCACCGCCCCAGGCCCAGCCACCGCAGGUCUACCAGACGCCCGUCUAUCCGGUGCAGGGUGCCAUGUUCGAUGCCGGUGCGCGGUUCGGCAAGACCGGAGGCCAGCCAACGAUUCCACCGCCACCGCCCGGGAUCGCCCCGAACGCGGCCCAGAUGGCCUCGAUGCACGGUCAGCAGGUGAUGAUGGCCAAGAAGAAGAACAACUUCCUGCACGGUGGCAACGGGGGCGGCUACACGUUUUGGUGAAGUGUGACAGAGCGUGUGUGUGUGUGUGUGGUGCUGUGGUGCACAUGCAGCCUUUUUGGUGCAUUUCCGGCAGUAGGUGCCAUGGGAUAGGAGGGUUUGGUUGUGGAUGAGAGCGGAGGGGGGGGGGGGCAUGGGGGGUAGGGAGCAGGAAAAAACAAACCCGUGAUGUUUCGGGAACCCGUUUAGAAGGGAGUUGAAAAGGCUGGACACGAUUUACGAGAAGACUGCAAUCCUAAGGAGAGUGACGCACGCGAAUAGAAAGCUCUGUUACCAGUGGGGGAAGGGAUGAAAUUGGAACAGUUUGCGAGGGGAGUAGUGGGGGGGCAGCAUGUAAUGUGAGCAUUGCGAAAAAAACGCAUAGAAACAAAAAAGAAACGUUGCCGCACUCGGGUGAACGUUUUGGAGCGUUCUUACACGAAAGACUUGUAAGAUGCUGAAGGACGAACAUCAAACCAGUGGAGCCGUUUUGGGUUUCUUUUCAACCGUUUUUUUUUCUUAUAUCCGUAUUAUAUUUGUAUACGUUUGAUGUUGUGUGCAGACGGAAUUUUUUCCCUUUUCUUUUCAUUUACGAUCUACGAAAAUCUUACUAUAAAACAUCAACUUUAUAUAUUACCUUGAUUAUUGUGAACUUUUCCAACCUCCCCAGUGAAUACAUUCUUUUCAAGCAAGCACGAUGUUUUUUUUACAGUUUGAAUACUUUCACUCUCAAACAAGGAAAAGUUAGUACUCCUACCUAUUCUUUUUGAAUCCUAAACGGGUUUUGAAUAAACAAAAACUUGUGUGUUCAAAUGAAGAAAUGAAAUGUGUAAGCGAAAUGAAAAAACAAAUUAAAAGCAGAACUACAUUGAAAUCUGAGCAUGAGGCACGUGGUUUGCAGUGCGCGUGUUAAAUGUUGAUACUGGAACGAAGCAUAAUAACAAUACCUAUACACUGACCCACACACUUAACAGACUGCUCAAUAUAGCAAACUUUAUGAAGAAUUAAAACAAAACAAAAAAUACAAAAAACACACACACACACUCCAGACAUGUGGAACAUGACGCACAGCGAAGUGGGGGAGUCGAAGAGAGAUGGGUGCUAGACUUUAUAGAAAAAACGGGGUCGGGAAGCGGUCGAAGCGGACGUUGGCAGUGUAGGCAGCAGAGCAGGCAUGUUUAGUAAGUAGCAAAAUGGUUAAUGGAAUUCUCUAUUACUUAGAGUGAUCGAAACCCUUGUUCAAUGCAAAAGGAACGAAAGGAAGGACACAGAAAUAGUUGCAAUCUACCAAGCAAAUAAAGCAUAUAAACAACAUCAUCAUCAAACCAAGUCAUGUAGGGAAGCGGAUCAGACAAAAUCAGACAAGCGCAGGCAAAACGCAAUAAUAGCGGCAAACGAAGCGGGAAAACGAAUCGUGUAUGGUACUAGUGCCCUUUACCUUUUACCGCCAACCUUCCCUCAGUAUAUACAUACAUAUAUAUAUAUAUACACACAAAUACUACAUAUAAUUCCUCACACUUAGAGAUGACCUCUCUCCCGCGUGUGUUCAUCAGGCGCGGCAGCACCGAAACGGACAAGAAACGGAGGAAACAAAGCGCGCUAACUAUGAAGCAAUCUUCGAAAAGCAAACAUAUACACACACGCACAAGCACGUGUAAUCGUACCCGGUGCGAUAGAUAAUGCAACACAAUAUUGCCUUUUGUGUUUUAACUUUGUUUGCUGUUUUCGGUUGCCGCAGUGUUGCCGCCCCGUUAUAGUUGUUACGAAAAUCUUACUCCUCCCCCAGAAAAUCGUAUUGCCUGCAUACAAGAAGGAGCUCAACGUGUUACUCGCUUUGUGAUAGGAGAAGGGGUUGUCUAGCUAACUUGGUCGAAGGAUAAGUGAAAGACAGGACCGGCACUGGCCUGAUGGAAGAAAAGAGCAGCAGAAAGUAACCGGUAGAAAAGUUCAAAACCAAACGUAAGACUCAAUACGAAGUGGUACUUCUGGUCCAGUGUCCAGACUACACCAUCUUCCUUUCCUCUAUCGCGAACCAGUCAGAACACCAGCCCAGAAGAAUUCGUGUGUGUGUGUGUGUUGAGAAGGGCGACCAAAUUGAAACGACCAAAAUUAGAAGACUUUGAACGGAAACAAAAGCGCUAAAUUAAACACACACCACUAACACGCAAAUGAACACAAGCGUGUGGGGAGAAGUGACUUGAAGGGAGUCUCUUAAAAAUUCUAACAAUUCCAAACAACAAGCCUCUCGGUGCAGCGUAAAAAAAAGGAAGAAACUAGCCAGAAAGUUAAGCAAUAGAGGAAGAGGAAGAGUGGCAGUAAAACAAAAAAAACACACAAAAGAACGCAAACGAAUCGCGACACAUUCAAUUCAAUUAUAGCAAGUAGUAGUUUAGCGGAAAAUUGCAGCGAGUUGAACGGUUUGAUAAAUAGAACGCAUUGGAGUGUAGGCAACGGCAGACGGUAAACAAAAAGGAAAAAGUAGGAAAGGGUCCUUGAGCGAAAAUAAGGAAAUUGAUUAUUAAAAUCCACAAUCCCACAAGUGAUCUAGUUUGGCUGAGAAACUUUAUUAAAAAAAAAAAGAAAAACAACAAACAAACGAAACUAUAUAUACUUAUACAUAAUAUUAUACGUUAAAAUCCAUAUUCAGGAAAGGAUCGGAUCGAGCACGAAGAUGGAACAGAAAUGCAUGAAUGAAACGGAGAAAGGAUGAACACACGCACCUAUUGCUUAUUGCAAAACAAAACAAAACAAAAACUCGUAAAGGAAAGGAAUGAGAAUUGCAGCAAGGGAAGCGGUCGAAACGAAGAGGAAUGCUUUAAUAUUAGCCAAAAGCGUGUGAAGCGUUGUAGUAGAGGUACCUACGGUAGGGCUGGUAAUUUACUAAACUAAUGAAAUUGGAAGCAUAUGCCGAAGGAAAGAAGGAGAUUGGCACGACGAAGGCGAUCCGGUAGCUGAGAAAGUGGGAUUUAGUUUUGUUUUCCAUUCCGUUUCAUUUGAUAUCUUUUAUGUGUGUUUUGUGUGUUUCCGUUUCGUUUUUUUGAGUUUAUUUGAAUGUGGGCAAAGAAGAAGAAGAAGAAAAAAAAAUGCAUCUUUAUAUCUCAUUUCUCAACAAAACCCCGCGCGCGCGCCUAGGUAAUUCCAGUUUCGUUUCCACCAACGAACGUCGGUCGCAUAAAUAUAAAUGUAUGGCAUGUGAUGCGUUUGUUUCCUUUUUUGUUUGUUUUUGAUUUAGUGGCAAUCCGGGCAAAUGUACGAUGCAAUCCAAGCGAAAGGAAGUAAGCAAAAAGUAUUUCAACAAAACUGAUAAACGAAUAAAGUGAAAUUGAAAACACAA